Messenger RNA from Suillus clintonianus, 246 nucleotides. RefSeq lists its product as uncharacterized. Bases 1 to 246 code for a protein of 81 amino acids. The record is from RefSeq and is a predicted model, not a curated record. NCBI's taxonomy places the organism in Eukaryota, Fungi, Basidiomycota, Agaricomycetes, Boletales, Suillaceae. The transcript has 3 exons.
AUGUUUUCUUUCUUUCUUACUCUUAUUCUGGCUCUUCCCUUAGCAAUUUCCAAUUUUUUUUCGUCAUUUGGCGAGUCCACUCUUUAUUCCUUUCUCUCUGCACCUGCACCUGCUUUUGCUCCUGCUCUGGCUUCUGCUCUUGCUCCUGAUCUCACUCCUACAACUGCUCCCGUUGUGGCUUUGCUAUCUCCCUUCCUUCUGCUUCUCCAAGUAUUCCUCAAAUUCGAGUUUUUGACUUUUUCGUAA